AUGGCCAUGGCCACCGACCAUCUAUCCUCCAGAAGUUCAGAGGACCAGAAGGAAUAUGGAGCUUUCAAUGCCAGCACCGCACCCGUCGUCGUGCCUCCUCUCGGCGAGCCCGCCGGCUCGAAAGAGGAAGAUCACUGGCACGGCCAGAACCCAUUCGUGGACCCCGAGGUCGCCGCGCGAUGGAGGCAGACCUACGAAGACUCGAAAUACGAGUGCCGCCACGUCUUCGAUCCAGCUCUGACGUGGACGCCCACGGAGGAGAAGCGACUCGUCCGUAAGCUCGACAGGCGUGUAUGCCUUUGGGCGUGUGUGAUGUUCUUCGCCCUCCAGGUCGACCGAGGCAACCUCGAGCAGGCUCUGGCGGACAACAUGCUCGAUGACCUCGGGUUGAAUACGAACGAUUACAACUAUGGCAGGACUGUCUUCCUGGUCUCCUUCCUCAUCGCGGAGUUACCAUCUCAGCUCGUGUCAAAGAAGAUUGGCCCCGACAGGUGGAUCCCAAUCCAGAUGGUGCUCUGGUCUAUUGGCGGAUUCGUCCCAGAUAUCAUUCUGUGGCUCUCCUAUUUCUACACUUCCCACGAGUUGCCAAUCCGCCUCAGCUACUUCUGGACCGCCCUCUCCGGCACGACCAUCAUAACCUCCCUCCUGGCCUUCGCCCUCCUGCGCCUCCGCGGCGUCAACGGCUGGGGCGGCUGGCGCUGGCUCUUCCUCGUCGAGGGCCUCAUAACGCUGCUCGUGGGCAUCGCGUCCUUCUUCCUCAUGCCCGCAUCGGCCGUGCAGACCAAGGCCUGGUACCGGCCCGAGGGGUGGUUCACCGACCGCGAGGUCGCCGUCGUCGUCAACCGCGUCCUGCGCGACGACCCGUCCAAGGGCGACAUGCACAACCGGCAGGCCAUCACAGCCAGGCGGCUGUGGGAGGCCCUCAGGGACUACGACCUGUGGCCGCUGUACGCACUGGGCCUGGUCAUCUACAUCCCCGUCACGCCGCCCGGGUCCUACCUCACGCUGACGCUGCGAUCGCUUGGGUUCAACCCGUUCGAUACUAACCUACUUACUAUUCCUUCGAGCGUGGCGCACAUCAUUGCCCUGCUCCUCCUCACACGCCUCUCCGAGUAUCUCAACGAGCGGACUUUUGUCUCCAUGAUCCAGAGCAUCUGGACGCUGCCAUGCAUCAUCGCGCUCGCCUUCUGGCCAGGGGUCGUCGUCGACAAAUGGGGUACUUAUGGUCUUGUGAUGGUUCUUCUAUCGUACCCGUACUGCCAUGCCAUCCUGGUAGCUUGGACUUCUCGGAACUCGAACAACGUGGGCGCGCGGGCCGUCUCGGCAGCUCUAUAUAAUAUGGCGGCCCAGAUCGGCAUGAUCAUAUCGUCCAACAUCUACCGCAACGACGACAAGCCUCAGUAUCGCCGCGGCAACCGGAAUCUAAUGGCCAUCAACUUGCUUGCUAUCGUCCUCUUCCUCUUUACCAAGGCGUACUAUGUGUGGAAGAACAAGCGUCGAGACAAGAUCUGGAAUGCCAUGUCCAAGGAGGAGCAGACUCACUACAUCCGUCACACGAACAUCACUCACACCGACACAUCUACACCCUGGCAGAGGCUCCGAAUCACAAAGGACUCUCAAUUCAGGGAGGCAAAAAGCCCAGUGCCUACACCCAAGCCACACAUCUUAGCAGCCCCUCUCGUUCCUCCCAUCAGCCCACCACCACCCGGUCCGGUCCCCGUCCCCUCCCACCUCAGCCCCAAAGACACUUACUUACCUACCUACAUUUUCCCAGACAGACACGCCAUGUCGUCAGCACCACCACCCCCACCCCCGGACACAGCAGCAGCAGCAGCAGCAGCGGCGGCAGCGACGGACUACCUCUUCCCGCCCGCGCUGCUCGGCGGGCCCGAGGCCCAGCCCACGGCCGCCGGCGCCGACCCGGCCGAGGGGUACACCGCGCGGCCGCUGCGGCGCUCCGACUUUGCGCGCGGGUACGUCGACUGCCUCGCGGCGCUGACCUGGGUCGGCGACGCCUUGGCCGAGGAGCAGUUCCUCGCGCGCUACGACGAGAUGGACAGCGGCGGCAAGGGGCCCUACUACCUCGUCGUCAUCGAGCAGCGGGGCCGCAUCGUGGCGACGGGCUCGCUCAUCGCCGAGAAGAAGUUCAUCCACAACUGCGGCACCAUAGGCCACAUCGAGGAGAUCUCGGUCCUGCCGGCCUACCAGAAGCGGAAGCUCGGCAAGGCCAUCAUCAACGCCCUGACCUGCCUCGCCGGCCAGAUCGGGUGCUACAAGGCCAUCCUCGACUGCGGGCCGCACAACGUGCCCUUCUACGCAAAGUGCGGGUACGUCAACGCCGGGGUCGAGAUGUCGCGGUACCUCGACGACGAAGGGGACCGCCGGGGCGACUACUACCGUGGGUGA
Messenger RNA from Thyridium curvatum, 2406 nucleotides. RefSeq lists its product as uncharacterized. Gene Ontology annotation, biological process: transmembrane transport. NCBI's taxonomy places the organism in Eukaryota, Fungi, Ascomycota, Sordariomycetes, Thyridiales, Thyridiaceae. Gene Ontology annotation, cellular component: membrane. The transcript is spliced from 10 exons. The record is from RefSeq and is a predicted model, not a curated record. Gene Ontology annotation, molecular function: acyltransferase activity, transferring groups other than amino-acyl groups; transmembrane transporter activity. The coding region runs from base 1 to 2406 and encodes 801 amino acids.